Molecule: messenger RNA, 3327 nt
Organism: Xiphias gladius (swordfish)
Lineage: Eukaryota; Metazoa; Chordata; Actinopteri; Istiophoriformes; Xiphiidae
Gene: p4hb
Product: prolyl 4-hydroxylase, beta polypeptide
Exons: 11
Coding region: 204-1745 (513 amino acids)
Biological process (GO): response to endoplasmic reticulum stress; protein folding
Cellular component (GO): endoplasmic reticulum
Molecular function (GO): protein disulfide isomerase activity
Source: RefSeq, a predicted model, not a curated record
AAUAAAUGCGCAGGCGCAGUACGGCUGACCCCUCCGGUUUCUGCGUGCAUUGCCACGUUAGUAGCGGUAGACACAAAAUACCAGCUACUCUCCCAACCUUGAGGAAGGAAGAAAACCAAAAAUAAGGCCAAUUUAUCCGCUAAACCGUAGCCGACCGUGUCUACAGCUCUUGUCUCUGUCAGGAAGAAUAUUCGACAGCAACUAUGUUGAAGUUUUUGCUCCUUUGCACGCUGGCUGUAGCCAGCAGGGCUGAGAUUGCCGAGGAAGAAGAUGUCCUGGUGCUGAAGAAAAGUAACUUCGACGAGGCUCUCAAAGCUCACCCCAACAUCCUGGUUGAAUUCUAUGCCCCAUGGUGUGGUCAUUGCAAGGCCCUGGCUCCAGAGUAUGCCAAGGCUGCUGGCAUGCUGAAGGACGAAGGGUCAGAGAUCCGCUUGGCUAAAGUGGACGCGACCGAGGAGACCGAACUGGCACAAGAGUAUGGUGUCCGGGGAUACCCCACCAUCAAGUUCUUCAAAGGUGGAGAGAAGGAGUCACCCAAAGAGUACUCUGCUGGCAGGCAGGCAGAUGAUAUCGUCAGCUGGCUGAAAAAGCGCACAGGCCCAGCCGUCGCCACACUGGCUGGGGUCACAGAGGCUGAGUCUCUGAUCGCUGACAAUGAGGUGGCCGUCAUCGGAUUCUUUAAGGAUGCUGAAUCUGCCGGUGCCAAGGCCUACGAAAAAGCAGCUGAAGCCAUAGACGACAUUCCCUUUGCCGUGACCUCCGACGAUGCUGUUUACUCCAAGUUUGAGGUGUCCAAGGACAGUGUUGUCCUCUUCAAGAAGUUUGAUGAGGGUCGUAAUACCUUUGAUGGAGAGCUGACCAAAGAAAAACUCCUGGCUUUUGUCAAGGCCAACCAGCUGCCUCUGGUCAUUGAGUUCACUGAGCAGACUGCCCCUAAAAUCUUUGGUGGAGAAAUCAAGUCCCACAUCCUCAUGUUUCUGCCCAAAGCUGCUUCAGACUUUCAAGACAAAAUGGACCAGUUUAAGAAAGCUGCGGAGGGAUUCAAGGGCCGGAUCCUGUUCAUUUUCAUUGACAGCGAUGUGGAUGACAACCAGCGCAUCUUGGAGUUCUUUGGUCUGAAGAAAGAGGAGUGUCCAGCUAUCCGCCUGAUCACCCUGGAGGAUGAGAUGACCAAGUACAGGCCAGAGAGCGACUCCAUCACAGCAGAGAACAUCAUAGAAUUCUGCACACUGUUCACUGAGGGCAAACUCAAGCCCCAUCUCAUGAGCCAGGACAUCCCCGAAGACUGGGACAAAAACCCAGUCAAAGUUUUGGUUGGCAAGAACUUCGAGGAGGUCGCCUUCGAUCCCGCUAAGAAUGUCUUUGUGGAAUUCUAUGCACCUUGGUGUGGACACUGCAAACAGCUGGCUCCCAUCUGGGAGAAGCUGGGAGAGAAGUAUAAGGACAGUGCUGACACCAUUGUGGCAAAGAUGGACUCCACAGCCAAUGAGAUCGAGGCCGUGAAAGUCCACAGCUUUCCUACUCUUAAGUUCUUCCCUGCAGGAGAAGACCACAAGGUGAUUGACUACAAUGGGGAGCGAACACUGGAAGGCUUUACCAAGUUCCUAGAGAGUGGUGGUAAGGAGGGUGGUGCCCCUGCAGGAGACGAUGACGACGACGAUCUGGAUGCAGAGGAUUUGGAUGAUGUGGAUGAGGACUCUGACGGCGAGGACGGAGGUGAUGACGACGGGCACGAUGAGUUGUAAGAGCUGGCAGAGGAGAGAAAGAGAGAGGAGAGGAGUCCCGCCCCAACCCUUCCAACCAGUCACCAUCACUACCUUCACUUCCUUGUGGACCUUCCCUGUCCUGUGAACAUUAAUACUUCCCCUUUAACUGCCUCUCGGUCAGUCAGUCAGUCAGUCAGUCAGCCAGCCGGCCUGUUAGCCAGCUCGCCAGUUAGUUAGUCAGUCAGUCUAUUAGUGGUGUGGCAGGGCCUUUUUUUUUUUUUUUUUUUGCCAGCCACAUCUCCAGCCUCGCAACUUCUGGCCAGACUGGUCUUGUCCCACCAGGGGGGACUCUGUGGAACAGCGCAACACCUCUAUGGGAGACCUCAAUGCCUUUGCUACAAAGCUCCACAUCAGCUCUUUGCCUUGUAUAUUUUAAACCAAAUGUAAACAUGGCAUUGAGGUCCGGUUUUCAAAAUGUUUGUCUUUCCUGAUGAAUUUGCUCCCCUGCUCUUUAAAAAAAAACAAACAACAAAAACAACAAAAAAAAACAAAAACAAAAAAAAACACCUUACCAUUGUUCAGUGUGGGUAUGAGCUAAAUGAGUGUUGAAACCUGUAUUUGUAGGUAAGGGGGGUGCCAGUGUUCUUUUCCCUCGGAUAGAGAUCCAGAGGACCAGAGUUUUGUGUGGUGGUGUUGUAAGGACUGAACUCUCAGGGGACAAGGGGCCAUCCUAUAGAUGUUUUUUAUUUUGUAAUGUCUUCACUAAAAUGCACCCCACAGAGCUUGUCCAGUGUGGCACAAAGGGCCCCUCAUCUGUAGCUGAGACCAAUAAUUUUCUCUCUUGUGGUGUGGGCGGGGGGGUUACUUUGUUUUCAUUUCCUUCAUUCCCAAACAAUUUCCUGGUUCAGUCCCCUUAUUUCAGCACGGCUACUGACUAUUUUCUAAAAGGAACAAAGCAAACUUUUUGGGGAAAUCCUCUUUUAUUUAAUUGCUUUCACUGAGGUUUUUUUUUUUGUUUUGUUUGUUUGUUUUUGUUUUGUUUUUAUAAUUUAGGAUUUGUCAUUUUUAAUAAUGUACCAUUGUGCCCAGCUGUAGCCAGUUGGCCCUGUUGGGGCAGAGUUGGCCCUUGGACACACUCUCAGGCCUGGGAUGGUUUUUGGAGCCAGUUCUGAUAGGUCGCACUGCAUUCAUGCCUAAUCAGAGAUUCAUUUUGGUUACUAAAGCAGACAGAGAUUGGCAGAGUUUUCCUGGUCAGGUUGGUCUGAGAGAAGUGUCUAUUAUAUCUGAGUCGGGGAGGGAACAGUUGCACAGCCCCACCCCUCACCCAUACUGUACCUCCUGCAUCCCUUUUGGCUCUACCCAACACCCUUGUUGCCACAGCAUUAUGUGUAAGUGUGAAUGUAUAGUGUGAUGUGUAAGUGGUUUAAAAAAUGUGUGUGUGUGUGUGUGUGUGUGUGUGUGUGUGUGUGUGUGUGUGUGAGAGAGAGAGAGAGGCUUGAGUAGAGCAAGGUGAUGGGUUUGACAGCUGUACAGCAUUUGGGUAAAAAUUAAUAAAGCAUUCCAUCAUAUCCAAAUUGGUGUGGAAAAUGUGAAAUGGUGGCCAAUAAACAUAUAAAAAUAA